AUGACUUGUGAAGGACUAUCAGGACUUGAAAAUUUGGAGUUUCUUGAUUUGUCAGACAACAACUUCGACAAGAGCAUCAUACCACUUCUAAGUGUAUUUUCAUCUUUAAAAUCUUUAACAUUGAUCCACAACAAAUUGAAAAAUAUAACUGAUUUUCAAGAAUUGGAUGCUUUGGGCAACUUAAAGGUACUGAGCCUACGACUAAAUCAAAUUACCAAAGUUGUGGACUCAAGAGAUGUCAAAAUCAUUAGGAAUUUGAGCUCUCUUUUCCUUGAUGACAAUGGCAGCAUUCAGCUAGAAUUAUUAGGGGCAUACCCAUUUCUCAAGACCCUUUCUCUAAAGUUUAACAGCUUCAAAGGAAGAAUAUUUGCUCAAGAGAUGGGUAAUUUUUCAAGCGUGGAAGAGUUGUCCCUGGAUGGUUCCUCAUUGGAUGAAGAGUCUUUUAAGAGCCUUAGAGCAUUGCCCUCUCUUAAAUUUUUAUCUAUGCAAGGCCUCAAUGCUGACCUACCUAGUCAAGGUUUAUGCGAGUUAAAACUUCUUCAAAAGCUAGAUAUGAGCAACAAUGAUCUCAGGGGCACUUUACCUUUAUGUCUGGCAAAUUUAACAUCCCUUCAACUGUUAGAUCUAUCUUCCAAUCACUUCAUCGGAAAUAUCUCCUUAUCUCCCCUGGGGACUCUCACAUCCAUGCAUACGUUACAACUUUCAAGCAACCUGUUUCGAAUCCCAAUCUCUCUUCUGCCGUUCUUCAACCAUUCAAAGCUCAAGCACUUGAAUUGUCAUGAGAAUGAAAUAUAUGCAGAUAUAGAUGUGCCUACUUUGACACCAAAAUUUCAACUACGGACCCUAGAUUUGUCAGGUCAAGGAGAUGGCGGAGUGUUUCCCAAGUUCUUCUACUAUCAGCAUAAAUUAGAAUAUGUUGAUAUGUCAAAUAUUAAAAUGAAGGGAGAGUUUCCACAUUGGUUGAUCAGGAACAACACAAAAUUAUACAUACUUCUCUUGGCCAACUGUUCUCUUUCGGGGCCUCUCCAAUUGCCAAUUCAUUCCCAUGUGUAUUUUUCAGACUUAGACAUCUCUGACAACUACUUCAAUGGCUCUAUUCCAACAGAAAUUAGAGUAUGUUUUCCAAGUUUAAAUUCUCUAGACUUGUCUGGAAAUGGUCUCACUGGUGGCAUUCCUUCAUCAUUUGGCAAAAUGAGUCAACUGACAGAAUUAGACUUGUCUGGAAAUGGUCUCACUGGUGGCAUUCCUUCAUCAUUUGGCAAAAUGAGUCAACUGACAGAAUUAGACUUGUCCAACAAUCAUUUGUCAGGCAUAAUACCCCAAGAGUUGAUUGUUGGAUGCAGUUCGUUAUCUGAGCUCAUUCUUUCAAACAAUAGUUUGCAUGGCCAAAUAUUCCCAAAACAAGCUAAUUGCGAAGAAUUGAUUCGAUUAUUGUUGGAUGGCAAUCAAUUCAAUCAAAGUAUCCCAUUUAGCAUAAUUAAUUGCACACGGUUGGAAGUGUUGGACGUGAGAGAUAAUCACCUCUUUGGCAGCAUCCCUAGUUGGAUAGGGAAUAUGACUUCUCUUCAAAUCUUGGAUCUUUCAAAGAAUAAUUUCUUUGGAAACCUGCCAUCCAGCUUUUGCCCUCCAUCGAUCUGUGAAGUUUAUUUAUCAAGAAAUAGGCUACAAGGACCAUUGAUGAAUGCAUUUUACAAUUGUCCUAGUUUAAUGAUAUUGGAUCUUGGACACAACAAUUUCACUAGAAGAAUUCCAGAAUGGAUUGGCAAUUUUUCAGCUUUGACCUAUCUUCUUUUGGGUUAUAAUAAUCUUGAAGGUAAAAUACCAAUUCAGUUGUGCAACUUAACUCAAUUAAGGUUGGUUGAUCUUUCUAAUAAUAAUCUUUUUGGUCAUGUCCCCCCUUGCAUAAGCAUUGAUAGCAAUUGGGUUAGGGGAAUUCAAGAUGUAGAUGAUAGUUUUAGACCUUAUAUUAGGGAACAACCUUUGGAGUUUACAACAAAGAGAAUAUCAUAUUAUUUUCGAGGAAGAGUUCUCAAGCACAUCUCAGGACUCGAUCUGUCCUGCAACAAUUUGACAGGUAAAAUUCCUGCUGAAUUAGGAAAUCUUAGCAUGAUCCAGGUGUUAAACCUGUCCCAUAAUAGUUUGACAGGAUUGAUUCCACAAUCAUUUUUAAACUUGAAGCAAAUUGAGAGCUUGGAUCUUUCCUACAAUAACUUGAACGGCAAAAUCCCUCAACUCACUCAACUACAUUGGCUAGCUGUCUUCAGUGUAGCACACAACAAUUUAUCUGGCCAGACACCUGAGAUGGUUGCACAAUUUGCGACAUUCGACAACAGUAGCUAUGAGGGAAACCCUUUCCUUUGUGGACCUCCAUUGUCCAAAAGUUGCUUUGCUUCAUCAAUGCCAGGAGUUUCAGCGAAGGAUAAAAAAGAUCAUAAAAGAGAUGAUGGCUUUAUGGACAUGGAUGCUUUCUAUGUGAGUUUCCUGAUUUCUUAUGCCAUAGUGUUGUUGACCAUAGCUGCCAUUUUGUACGUAAAUCCAUAUUGGCGAAGAGCAUGUUUCAGUAAGCUAGGAUGGUUGCAGAAUACUGAGCUGGAGCUGAUUGCAGAGUAUACUUUAUUACUUGUUUUUGUCAGUUAG
Messenger RNA from Hevea brasiliensis (rubber tree), 2637 nucleotides. Its product is annotated as cuscuta receptor 1-like. Bases 1 to 2637 code for a protein of 878 amino acids. Gene Ontology annotation, molecular function: protein binding. The record is from RefSeq and is a predicted model, not a curated record. Lineage: Eukaryota; Viridiplantae; Streptophyta; Magnoliopsida; Malpighiales; Euphorbiaceae. The transcript is spliced from 6 exons.